AUGUCUGCUUCAGAUUAUGAAGGUGCUUAUCCAAAGAUUUCUUCAUGGAAAUCAAACAGCAAUUGUUGCUCAUGGGACGGGGUCGAUUGUGAUGAGGAGAGUCGUCAUGUGAUUGGACUUGAUCUUAGUAGCAGUUGUCUCUAUGGCUCUAUCAACUCCAACAGCACCCUCUUCCGCCUUGUUCAUCUUGAGAGCCUCAACCUUGCUGACAAUCAUUUCGAUUCUCAAAUUCCUCCUACUGUUAGGAACUUUCCAAAGCUCAGGUAUCUCAACCUCUCUUACUCUGCCUUUUCUGGUCAAGUCCCGCGUGAAGUUUCACAAUUGACGAAGUUGUUAUCCCUUGAUCUAUCUCACAAUGGGGAUAUGUUUUUGAAUGAAAAAUUGUUAAGAAGCCUAGCUCAAAAUUUAACUGGCCUAGAAACACUUGAUCUUUCUUUCAUUAAUAUAUCAUCCACAGUACCUAAUACCUUGUCCAAUUUGUCACAUUUGACAUCCCUCGUCCUAAAUUCAUGCGGCCUGUUCGGCAAAUUACCAUUUUCUCUUGGUAAUCUCAGACAUCUCAUCUUUUUGGUGCUUUCAGAUAAUCAGUUCAAUGGCCAGAUUCCUUCUUCAUUUGCGAAUCUUACCCAACUCACAUAUCUUUCACUUGGGGAGAACCAUAUUAAUGGCACUAUCCCAUGUUUUCUCGGAAAUCUUACCCAGCUUGCAACACUUCGUCUUUAUUCAAAUCAAUUAUCUGGUCCAAUCCUAUCUAGUUUAGGUAAUCUUGGCAAACUUACUGUUCUAGAUCUUAAUUUCAAUAAAUUUCAAAGAGAGAUUCCUGAGUCAUUAUUCAAUGUAGCAAGUCUCAAGAGACUUCUUCUAGCUUAUAAUAAUCUCAGUGGUACAGUGGAGUUCCUCAAAUUUCUUAAGCUACCAAAUUUAAUAUGGCUAGAUCUAUCUGGUAACAACUUGGAUGUAAUCACUGAAACCAGAACUAUGAAUGCAUCCAACAUUCCAAGGUUAAUGUAUCUAGGACUGGGUUCAUGCAACAUAAGAGAGUUCCCAAAUUUCCUAAGAUAUCAAGAUACAUUAAGGUACUUGAACCUUUCUUGGAACGGAAUGCAUGGCCAAGUACCAAAAUGGAUGUGGAACACAAGCAGAGAGUCUUUGGACUACUUGGACAUUUCUCAUAACCUCCUUUCAGGCUUUGACCAGCCUCCGGUUGUCCUUCCCUGGGUUGAACUACAGGGGCUAGAUCUUUCGUUCAACAGGCUUAGUGGCCCUUUGUUGGUACCUUCGUUACAAAACAUCCAAUUCUAUCACAUUUCAAACAACGAAUUAACUGGAGAAAUUUCACCUUUGAUUUGUAAUGCGAGACAUCUUCUUUCCCUUGAUGUGUCAAAUAACAGUUUGAGUGGUAUGCUUCCGCGGUGUCUGGAAAACUCAAGUAAACUUAUAGUUUUAAGUGCUGGAAACAAUUAUUUUCAUGGCACUCUUCCUCACCUAGGCACCAAUGGAAGCCGUUUGAGAAUGAUUGAUGUCAGUCGUAAUAAACUGCAGGGGAAAUUACCGAGAUCAUUGGCGAAUUGUUUGAAGCUCGAGUCUCUAGUUCUGUCGAGCAAUAAGUUCGAUGAUGUAUUCCCCGUUUGGUUGGGAGCUCUUUCAGAAUUAAAAGUUUUGGCAAUGAGGAAUAGUGGGUUCCACGGUGCUAUUCCGAGACAUCAAAGCAAUCAUGAUGGUUUCCCCAAUCUGCGCAUCCUUGAUCUGUCUCAAAAUAAUUUUACCGGUCAGUUUGCAUUUGAAUUCAUCCUCUCUGGAGAAUCAAUGAGAGGUAUCCAUCUAGAAGGAUCCGAGUACAUGACAACACUUGGAAUCGAUAUUUAUGAAAACAGCCAUGAUUGGUAUUUGGAAGCUAGUUACAAACAUGACCAAUCAAUGACGCUGAUGAAUAAAGGUGUAGAGAGAUACUUCCCACAGGUUCGUGAAGACUUUGUGAUCAUCGAUCUGUCGAGCAAUAGAUUUGAAGGCAAGAUUCCAGAAUUUAUUGGGAACCUAAAGGGGCUUCGCUCACUUAAUGUAUCCAGUAACAUUCUAAGUGGCCGAAUCCCACCAUCCUUGGGAAACUUGACAAAUCUCGAAGCUUUGGCCCUUUCACAUAACAACUUCUCGGGUGAGAUCCCUCCAUCACUGUUGCAGCUUUCAUUCCUCCAACAAUUCAGCGUCUCGCACAACAAUCUCACAGGUCGAAUACCGGUUGGAAACCAGUUUAGUACCUUCGAAGUCACUUCAUAUGAGGGCAACCCAGGUUUGUGUGGAGUUCCAUUGCCAAAGAAAUGUUCACGUUCUGAGGAGGGGCCUGAACUUCCACCUUCAACAGCAGAAGAAGAAGAUGGAGUUGAAUUGGAUUGGAAAUUUGCUGCGGCGGGGUUAGUGAGUGGGUUGGUGGUGGGAGUGGUUCUUGCAGACUUUGUGACCACGAGGUUCAGUGAGCGGUUCAUUGAGAUUGUUGCAUUUCUGAUCAGACUGAUGAGAAUGCCCAGAAGUUGA
Molecule: messenger RNA, 2529 nt
Organism: Rosa chinensis
Lineage: Eukaryota; Viridiplantae; Streptophyta; Magnoliopsida; Rosales; Rosaceae
Product: receptor-like protein 7
Exons: 1
Coding region: 1-2529 (842 amino acids)
Molecular function (GO): protein binding
Source: RefSeq, a predicted model, not a curated record